UUGAUUCACUUUUGCUAGCUCCACCGCCAAAUUUUCAUACCUCUCAAACCUCUCAACUCCACCUUCAUCAAUUCAAACUGAAACCCUGAGCCAAAGAAGAAGAAGAGAUGAUAUCAGCAAUUUCCUGGGUGCCCAAAGGAGUUUCUAAGCCAGUCCCUGCUGUUGCCGAGCCGCCCACCCAAGAAGAAAUCGAUGAGCUAAUAAAAUCCGGCAUCCUAGACAAAAGUGGAGCUGGUGGAAGUGAUGAGGAUGAUGAGGGAGAAAUGGAGGUUGAAACCACCAGUGAGGGCGGUGAAGUCUCGCAAGCUUUAGAGGUUGCAAAAGCACUUGGUAGAGCUUCUAAAGUGACGAAAUCAGGGAACAAUUAUGAUGACAUUACGGAAGGAUUGAAGGAGCUUGACAUGGAUCAUUAUGACGAUGAGGAUGAUGAUGGCAUUGAUUUGUUUAGUGGUGGGUUUGGGGACCUUUACUACCCAAGUAAUGAUAUGGAUCCAUAUCUCAAGAAGGACAAGGAUGAUGACGAGGAUUCUGAAGAUAGUGAAGACAUGACCAUCAACCCAAAUGAUUCAGUCAUAGUGUGUGCUCGAAACGAGGAUGAUAUCAGUCAGCUCGAGAUUUGGCUAUAUACUGAAACAGAGGAUGGUGAAGUGGAUGUUUAUGUUCACCAUGACAUCAUUAUAUCAGCAUUUCCCCUGUGCACAGCAUGGCUUGACUGUCCUAUCAAAGGUGGAGACAAAGGAAACUUUAUAGCUGUUGGUUUGAUGAGUGAACCUACCAUUGAGAUAUGGGAUCUCGACAUUAUUGAUGAAGUACAACCAUGUGUGGUCUUGGGCGGCAUUGCUGAGAAGAAGAAAAAGAAAGGGAAAAAGACCUCAAUCAAAUACAAGGAAGGUAGUCACACAGAUUCAGUCCUGGGGCUUGCUUGGAAUAAGGAGUACAGAAAUAUACUGGCCAGUGCAAGUGCUGACAAACUAGUUAAAAUUUGGGAUGUGGCUACGGGAAAAUGUAACAUUACUAUGGAGCAUCAUACAGACAAGGUUCAGGCGGUUGCGUGGAAUCAUUUUGCCCCUCAAGUUCUUCUUAGUGGAUCAUUUGAUCAUACAGUUGUCUUGAAAGAUGGAAGGGUGCCAACACAUUCCGGUUAUAAGUGGACAGUGACAGCUGAUGUGGAAACCUUAGCAUGGGAUCCACAUAGUGAGCAUUCAUAUGUGGUGAGUCUUGAAGAUGGUACAGUCCAAGGUUUUGAUAUUCGGGCUGCCACUUCUGCACCUACUUCUGAAUCUAAACCCAGUUUUACUCUUCAUGCUCACGACAAGGCUGUUUGUGGAAUAUCCUAUAAUCCUUUGGCACCUAAUCUUCUUGCAACUGGAUCCACAGAUAAAAUGGUGAAGCUUUGGGAUUUGUCAAAUAAUCAACCUUCAUGCAUUGCGUCCAUGAAUCCUAAAGCAGGAGCUGUGUUUUCUAUUUCGUUUUCACAAGAUAACCCCUUUUUGCUGGCCAUGGGAGGCUCGAAAGGGAAAUUAGAAGUCUGGGAUACAUCAUAUGAUGCUGCAGUGGCCCAAAGAUUUGGAAGUUACAUCAAGAAGAGCAGACCCCAAUCUGCGGCUUGAUCUUUAGAAGAUAAUUAAGUGCUGUAUGUUUUAUUUUUUAUUCUUAAUUUCUCAUUCAACAUGAGCCCUUCUAUUUUCUAGAGAAGAAGUAGCUUUGCCCACCGGCAGUGUUCUCAAAUUCAUCACCUCUUCUAUAGUAUACUCGAGUGUCAUACGCUAGGAAUAGGUAAACUUUCUAAGUUCUUGUAUUGAUGUUGUGUCAAACGAAGAUGUGAAUUGUGGAAAAGAAAUGGGAAGUGAUUUCCUUAAAAAGAAUAUUGUUUUUUUGUGUG
Messenger RNA from Argentina anserina (silverweed cinquefoil), 1882 nucleotides. RefSeq lists its product as uncharacterized. Gene Ontology annotation, cellular component: nucleus. Gene Ontology annotation, biological process: rRNA processing. The record is from RefSeq and is a predicted model, not a curated record. Gene Ontology annotation, molecular function: protein binding. The transcript is spliced from 16 exons. Lineage: Eukaryota; Viridiplantae; Streptophyta; Magnoliopsida; Rosales; Rosaceae. Bases 108 to 1610 code for a protein of 500 amino acids.